UUCACGAACCAAUCAGGAUAGAGAACAACCAAUAUCUAGUGUGUUUUUCAAAUAAUCAAUUGUGAGGCACAAAUGUGGUAAGUCGUCCCGAAUCUGGAGACGGGAAAUAAAUUUUUUUCCCAAAGAAAGUUUUCCCACGGCUUUCGCAAAAAAGUUUAAUUUUUAGAGGGAACGCUUAAUGUGACUAAAUGCAGGAUAAGACUAAAAUUUUGCCCUUAGAAUUAUGGCGUGUAAUUUUGUCACAUCUGAGCAUUGUAGACCUUUGUCACUGUUGUCAAGUGUCGAGAGCUUGGGCAGAAUUGGUACGUAGUUUGGAUAACACCCGUUGGAAAGAGCUCUAUUUAUACAAUAAUCCUUGGAAACAUCCAAAUUGGCCAAACAGACUGAAAGAAGAACCUUUUUCAUGGCAGAAAGCGUACAAGGAGAGAUACCUGGCUUCGAAAAACUGGAUUAAAACGGACCCCCAAGCAAAAUGCGUCUUCGGUGUGUGGCAUUUUAUCAAGAAAAGAACGCAGAAGCAGUUCUAUGUCGGCGCAGACCGUCCAUUUCGGAGAUUAAGGAAUGCAAUAGCAGUAUCCUCGGCCUACGACUCAAUUUAUGUCGAGGAAGAUGUACGCGAGGAAACAUCGCCAUUACUCAUUCAGCAUCCGUUGGAGAUUAUCGGAAGGGGAAAGGAAGAGAAAAUUCGCCUAAAUGCUGUUGAAAUACAAUGUCCAACAGUGAGAUUAUCGAACGUCUUGAUUCGCCCAUCUUCAUACAGACCUCAGAAUCCACCGCCUUCUGUCUUGAAGGUUACAAGUGGAUGUUUGUAUUUAGAAAAUUCGAUUGUUGAACAUGGUUAUGUUCAAGUGGCAUCCUCAGCAAGCGUGAAUAUAACAUAUUGCUCAUUUAACAACUCAUCUAUUCAGAUACGAACUACAUCCAUGUGCAAGAUAGAGCAUUGCGAAUUUCAAAAUGGUGACCAUUCAGCCAUCUUGAUUGAAGGCACACAGUCUUUGGGAAAGUUUUAUUCCAUGGGAUUGAAUUUUGCCGACUGGAUUGCCACCUAUUCUGAAAAGAAACUAAAUGUCAAAGAACUAUACAAUCAUAUUGUACGAAAAAAUCUUGAAAGAACUUCUAAAGCUCCUAAAGAUGUUGAAGAGACAACUGAUAUUCAUCUGCUUGUGAAUGAUUUAAAAGAGAAACUCAGUCUUUCUGGUUACAAGAAGUAUGUUAUACCUCAUGAAAUGAGUGUAUCUUUAGGCAAGCGAAGCAAACUAACGUUGAAAACGGAUACUCUGGCAGCACUUAGGAACUCAGCAGGAUGCAUUAUUCGCGAAUGUAGAUUCCACUCCAAACGUGGUGCAAUUCAUGUGCGACGACAGGCUGCAUGGAUAGAGUCAUGUAAAAUUGCAAAUGUUGUUUAUGGUAUCCGCUGCAUGACUAGUUCUAGGGUGACACUCCUAGCAAACUCAAUACAUGACUGUAGCACUUCUGGAGUGUUCUUUCGUGAUUGUUCAGGUGGCUUAGUUGCUGGGAACUUGAUUUAUCAAAAUGCCGAAGCUGGUCUUGACAUACGCAAUCGGUCUGAUCCAUUGAUUACACAUAAUCAAAUCUUUAAUGGUAAAAGGUCCGGAGUUGUGGUCCUGGAUGGUGGUCGUGGGCUAAUAGUGGAUAACGAUAUUUAUGAUAAUUGUGAAGCAGGUGUUUAUAUACUCUAUCGUGGAAAUCCAAUAGUAAGGUGUAAUCGUAUAUGGGCAGGUCAGGCCGCUGGGAUAGCAGUGACAGAAGAGGGGUUUGGGCACGUGUAUUUCAACGAUAUUUGUGGAAUGGAGUGGGGUGGUGUUGAUAUACGUAAUGGUGGACAUCCUGUUAUAAUGAACAAUACCAUUCACAGUGGUCAUGGUGAUGGUGUGGUCAUUGGUGAACGUGGUUGUGGUCUUAUUUUUGAAAAUGUCAUCCGCAAAAAUCGUGGCUGUGGAGUGUGGGUUCUGUCGACGUCUCGUCCAGUUAUAUUUGGAAACGACAUAAGUGAAUGCUCUGACCAUGGCGUCGCUUUCGUUUGUACGGCUGAUGAUCGUCGUGAGAAUCAAACUCUGAGUGCACAUUUUGAAUCACAAGAUCAAGAACAGGAGGCGGCGAUACAUCCAGUCCACAUUUACGAUGAUGAACCGUCAUCUGCAUCAUUCUUUGAAGAAUCCGAUUCAUUGUCAGUUGAAUUUCUACUUCCACGUCAGGAAAAGAACAGCGCGAUUGUUGACAACAACAAAAUCAGGGACAACCAAGGCUGUGGUGUAUCUUUUGCGGGGACUGGAAGAAUCAUUAUUCGGGGAAAUACCUUGCAAGGUAACCAUGGCAAUGGCAUCAGCAUCGAGAGGCCUGUUGAAUCUUCUAUUCAUAGCAACCGCGUUGUUGACAACGGAGGCACUGGUAUUUUGCUAGAGCUUAGCACUUUAUCAUUCUUGUACGAUAACUGUAUAAGUGGUAACCUUGGAAACGGCGUGGUUGUUCAAGGUUCUGGGAACAUGACUGAAAAUGACGUAUGUGGAAAUGGAAAAUCAGGAAUAGUCAUCCUUGGCCCCGGCGAUCCUUUUGUUGCCAAGAAUUGUAUUAUGUCGGAAUCGGGGAUUGCCGUUGAUGUACGAUCUGAUGCCCGAGGAUGGGUGUGCGAAAACGAGGUGUAUAGUAAAAGUGGAAAAAGUGUACAGCAAGAUGAAAGUAGCUUAACUGACAUAGAACGCAAUGAAAUAUUAUCGAACAUGGAUAAACAUGAAAAAAUAAAGCGACCGUUUUUAACAGGUAAUGCGAUCCCUAGGAAGGACAUUACGCAUAUCAUCAAUAAAUUAUUGAUGUCAAAUUCACGAAAAUCUCAACGAAAAGUAAUGAGCAAGUUUUGUUCCAUAUUAUAAAUAACGAGUUUAGUGUCUUAAAAAUGACCGAACGAAAACUUUUACAAUGCACAGGCACAUGGUGUAAGAAUUUGGGCCUAGUGUCACAUCAUCAGACGGAAAUGGAAUUUAUAAUUACUUUAUGACGAAUGUAAUUUGUUAUUACAUUAUUAAUAUGUGAGUGCACAUUUA
This is a messenger RNA of Xenia sp. Carnegie-2017, 3059 nucleotides long. RefSeq names its product F-box only protein 10-like. The record is from RefSeq and is a predicted model, not a curated record. NCBI's taxonomy places the organism in Eukaryota, Metazoa, Cnidaria, Anthozoa, Malacalcyonacea, Xeniidae. Gene Ontology annotation, molecular function: protein binding.